Triticum dicoccoides is the source of this 1672-nucleotide messenger RNA. Its product is annotated as putative threonine aspartase. Gene Ontology annotation, cellular component: cytoplasm. Gene Ontology annotation, biological process: protein maturation. Gene Ontology annotation, molecular function: threonine-type endopeptidase activity. Bases 16 to 1335 code for a protein of 439 amino acids. The transcript has 10 exons. NCBI's taxonomy places the organism in Eukaryota, Viridiplantae, Streptophyta, Magnoliopsida, Poales, Poaceae. The record is from RefSeq and is a predicted model, not a curated record.
CCUCCUCGCCCAGACAUGGCCACCGGCGGCGGCGGCGGGGAGGGCGGCUCGGCCGCGGCCGAAGGAGGCGGCGGGGGAGCGGGGGCGGGGCCCGGCCGCAGGCUCUUCGUGGCGGUGCACGUGGGCGCGGGCUUCCACGCUCCGGCCAACGAGCGGGCCUACCGCCGGGCCAUCAGGCGCGCCUGCCUCGCCGCCGCCGCCGUCCUCCGCGAGGGCAGCGGCACAAGUCUUGAUGCCGUCGCGGCUGCCAUUCGAGUGCUGGAGGAUGACCCCAUCACAAACGCUGGUCGAGGUUCAAGUUUGACCGAGAGUGGUCAGGUCGAAUGCGAUGCGAGUAUCAUGGAUGGAACUACAGGUUCUUACGGAGCUGUCGGAGCUGUGAAAGGUGUAAAGAACCCCAUCCAAGUUGCAUUGCACUUGGCAAAGGAACAAAUGUCAGGUUCUUCACUGCUUGGUCGGAUACCCCCCAUGUUUUUGGUCGGCGAGGGAGCAUUCCAAUGGGCAAAAUGUAAAGGAAUGGACAUAAUCGAAACCACAUCGGAGGAUAAUAAUUGGUUAGUGACUGAGAAUGCAAAAGCACAGUGGGUAAAGUACAGUGCGUUGCUUGCUAGUGCCAAGGAAUCUGUUAAUCGAUCCACUGCUUCUGCUUCAGAAUCUACUUCAAUACAGUUGGACCCAUCAGGAGCUCAAGCUGAGAAUUUGAACAAUGCAAAAAAGAUCAGGAAAGAAUUCAGUAGAUCAAUCAUGGAAGAUGAUCAAGAUUGUGUAAUGGAUACUGUUGGCGCUGUAUGUGUUGAUGAGUAUGGAAAUGUAGCAUCUGGCGCAUCUAGUGGUGGCAUUGCACUAAAGGUAGAUGGCCGGGUGGGAUUAGCUGCUAUGUACGGCUCUGGGUGCUGGGCUUCAUCCAAAGGACCAUUUGGCACACCAUUCGUAAUUGGGUGUUGUGCAACCGGAGCUGGCGAACACUUAAUUAGAGGAUUUGCUUCCCGUGAAUGUUGUAUCUCAGCAUCACUGUCACAGUCUGGCCCUGCUUCCUCCUGCACCAAAGUUUUGCGCUCGGUGGUGCAGAGCAGCAGCGAGAUGUCUCACGACACCGGCGCUGGGCUCUUGCUAGUUCAGUCUGACCUUACAAAGGUUAUCAUCUGCAAAACCGUCUCCUUUCCUUUGACUUUCGAUGAGCGACCCCUCCAUUCGUGGUCUAACAAUGCAUGUUCCGCAGAGAGGGGAGUCACCUCUACUCGAAGCCGUCGAGCUCGUUGCUGCCUACUCAUCCCCAUCGUUCGGCAUCGGGUAUUUCGGGAGCAAUAUGAACAGCCCAAAGGUUUCAAUGCUUAGGGAUUCAAGAGCACCAUCCGGCUCCGUCCAGCAUUUCGCUACCCGUGUGAAUUUCGGCGCACCGUCGACUGAAGGAUGACGAUCAGCUGCCCGUGUGGUUCCCCUUUUAUUUGUCCUUGGGCACUUCUCUGUUAUGUUGAGGGGUGAACAUAUUCUGUGUGUGCCAUAGAUAACUUGUUAAUGGGUGAUAAAUAUGAUAUCCCCCAUCCAUUGUGCCCCAUUGCUGACAAAGGAUGCCCUGAGCGACACAUCGGCAAAUAGCUUCCAAACUUUGAAUAUAUGUUGAACUCGAAAUUGAAGAUGUUUGUUUGAACGAUCGUGGUGAUCGGUUUAUUAA